AUGCCUUUACCAAGAGUCAUGGGUGACAUGGUAUUGUUACCAAAUGGCAAAGUGUUGAUCAUCAAUGGGGCAUCUAUGGGUACAGCAGCGUGGGAAUUAGGUCGGAACCCAGUUUUGUCACCAGUUAUUUACAAACCUGACAAUCUAAGUGGAUCAAGAUUUGAAGUACAGAACUCUAGUUCUACGCCGCGAAUGUAUCACUCAACCGCAAUAUUGCUUCGUGAUGGCCGGGUUUUGGUCGGUGGUAGCAAUCCUCAUCAAUAUGACUGUUUCAUGGGAGUUCAAUUUCCUACAGAUUUAACCUUGGAAGCAUUUUCACCUGCGUAUUUAGAUCCAAAUUUUGCGUGGUUGCGUCCAAAUAUAAUUUCACCUGCUUCACAAUCUAAUAUGGGGUAUGGACAACAACUUGCUGUUCGGUUCGGUAUACCUCCAGGCAGAUUAAAUAGGAAUUCCGUCAUAGUGACAAGAAUUUUGCUGAAUGUCCCGGCUCAGUGA
Messenger RNA from Fraxinus pennsylvanica, 495 nucleotides. The record is from the annotation of a GenBank genome assembly. NCBI's taxonomy places the organism in Eukaryota, Viridiplantae, Streptophyta, Magnoliopsida, Lamiales, Oleaceae.